Messenger RNA from Penicillium nucicola, 915 nucleotides. RefSeq lists its product as uncharacterized. Lineage: Eukaryota; Fungi; Ascomycota; Eurotiomycetes; Eurotiales; Aspergillaceae. The coding region runs from base 1 to 915 and encodes 304 amino acids. The transcript has 2 exons. The record is from RefSeq and is a predicted model, not a curated record.
AUGCGCCGCAACCCCCUUCACUUGCAAAAGCUACAGGAACUGAGUGCUUCGGUUCUAGCCUAUGUCAAGAGCUACAAUCUAGAUGGAUUAUGCGCAGCUCCCGGCUCCUUAGUACCUGAUGCCAUGCUACUGUCACGGAUCCUCACGUAUCUCUACGACCGAGAUGGAUUCUGUGGAUUUUUCGGUUGCGGGGGCUUUUUCGCCAGCUAUGUUAGUGAGAAUUUUAACAAACGAUGGAGGAUCUGGCAAUUGUCGAGAUCCAUCUUCACACCACCGAAUGAGCAAACAAUUUCUCUACGCAUGCCUGGCAUCCAAGAUCCCCCGAAAUCCGACGUUUUGAGCGUUUAUUUCGAGUUGAUUGCCGUACACCAUGACAUUAACCGAUAUAGCCAGGCCGCUGAGGCCCAAACACCUGAGGUAUUGAGAAAAAUCAAACAAAACCUUGCCUGGAUUCAAGAACAACAUAAGUUUCUGCGGCAUCUCAUUCCAAGCUGUAGGAGAGAAAGGUCUUCGCCUCCUCUCAUGGCUCUGGUCACGGUGACGUUCUUCCAUGCCAUUCAAGUAUACUUCUAUCGCAGCCGUGAAUCAUGCUUUGGCCAGCUCCCUAUCACAGCUGAACUUCACUGCAUCUUAUCAGAGCUGAUCGCAGCAGCCUACUAUACUGUCGCGGCAGGGCCAGUACAGCUUCUUGAGCGGUUCCAAUGGUCUCUUCUCGUAGCUGGACUUGAGACUCACGAUCCAGUCCAUCUUGAUUGGAUUUCGACAAACAUCUCAGAUCCUGUUUUGAGUAAUAUUUUCAUCCUGGUUAAGGAGAUGCAGAAGUUACACAGCGUCUCGAUGGAGGAAAUAAGGCAUCUCAUCGGCACAAUGUCCCACAAACAUUUUGAAGGCAGCCUUGAAAUGCCUGUAAUUUAG